This is a messenger RNA of Carassius auratus (goldfish), 3505 nucleotides long. RefSeq names its product sodium- and chloride-dependent glycine transporter 2-like. The record is from RefSeq and is a predicted model, not a curated record. NCBI's taxonomy places the organism in Eukaryota, Metazoa, Chordata, Actinopteri, Cypriniformes, Cyprinidae. Bases 198 to 2528 code for a protein of 776 amino acids. Gene Ontology annotation, biological process: amino acid import across plasma membrane; nitrogen compound transport; sodium ion transmembrane transport. The transcript has 16 exons. Gene Ontology annotation, cellular component: plasma membrane. Gene Ontology annotation, molecular function: amino acid:sodium symporter activity.
CGAAUUGGAGGCCAAUGAUUUAUCAAAGCCCUAUUAUUAAGAAAAUGUCACGCGAAGGGUACCUUGCCAUGCACUGACGCAAACCCGGUUUUCCCACGGAGAUAUAGAAAGCUUUGCACUUUGCAGCCAAACUCAAUCUGCCUGCCGUCUUUCCAGCUGUUUUCUGCUAUUAACCCACAUUUGUUGACUCUGCACAAAUGGAUUUUUCUGAGCACGGGGAAAUGUUGAGACAACCAUCAAACAGUAUCCCGCCCCAGCCGUCUGGGGGAGCGGCUGGAGCUACAACUACAAACAAACCGCAGAACGGGAACCCGGUGCCCCAACCGCCGCCUGUAAACGAACGGAAAACUUUUUGUCCUUCGGAAAAUAAACCAUGCGAAAUGGAAGCCAAUAAAGCAUACGGGACGUUUAAGAACGCUGCACCUGGACCCACGUUUACUCCCGUUAAUUCUGCCGUACGCAAGGAUUCCGUCGGUAAAAUGGAUGGUUCGACCGGUAAAGCCACGUCGGCCUUCAUGUCUAACAAUCAAAGUGCUGUAAGGACCGCGGCGGAGCAUAACAACGCCACCGGUGACUGGACCUCCAUGAGCCAGACCACCAUCAUCCUGGGUACAGAUGGCACUACAUCUGUUCUGCCUGGCACGGUGACCGGGGAUGAUGAUGAUGAUGAUGAUGGAGGAGAUGAGAAUAAGGCCCGGGGGAACUGGUCCAACAAACUGGAUUUCAUUCUGUCCAUGGUGGGAUAUGCCGUGGGUUUGGGAAACGUCUGGAGAUUCCCAUAUCUUGCUUUUCAGAAUGGUGGAGGUGCAUUUUUGAUACCAUACCUAAUCAUGUUAUGCCUCGCCGGAAUACCUAUAUUUUUGUUGGAGGUGUCUUUGGGUCAGUUCGCCAGCCAAGGCCCUGUGUCAGUAUGGAAAGCGAUCCCAGCUCUACAAGGUUGCGGGAUUGCCAUGUUGAUAAUAUCUGUCUUGAUAGCCAUAUACUAUAAUAUUAUUAUGUGCUGGACAUUGUACUACCUGUUCGCUUCGUUGAAGGGGACACUGCCUUGGGCCACCUGUAAAAAUGAAUGGAACACAGUCGAGUGCAAAGACAAAGACAUGCUGCUUUUGGACACCUGUAUACUAAGGGACAGGAACAUCCCAUCAAUCAAGAAUACUACAUUCUGUUUAUCUGCAAAUGCUGUUGGGAAUUUAAGUAAACUCUUAAAUAUCACAGCGGACAAUAAAACCUAUGUCAGCCCUAGUGAGGAAUAUUUCAAGUAUAAUGUGUUGCAUAUUUCGAAGGGUAUUGAAUACCCAGGUGACAUCCGUUGGCCCCUAGCUGCUUGUCUUUUUCUGGCCUGGCUUAUUGUUUAUGCCUCUUUGGCUAAAGGGAUCAAGUCCUCAGGGAAGGUGGUGUAUUUCACUGCCACCUUCCCCUAUGUGGUGUUGGUCAUCCUGUUGAUCCGAGGGGUCACUCUACCUGGAGCCGGUUCUGGGAUCCUUUACUUCAUAACACCCAAAUGGGAAAAACUCAAUGAUGCCAAGGUGUGGAAGGAUGCUGCUACACAGAUUUUCUUCUCUUUGUCUGCAGCAUGGGGUGGACUUAUAACUCUGUCGUCCUACAAUAAGUUUCAUAACAACUGUUACAGGGAUACUCUCAUUGUGGCGUGUACUAACAGUGCCACAAGUAUUUUUGCUGGUUUUGUCAUUUUUUCAGUUAUUGGCUUCAUGGCUCAUGAGCUCAAAGUCCCUAUUGAGCGUGUGGCCGAUGAAGGUCCAGGGAUUGCUUUUGUGGUCUACCCAGAGGCUCUGACUAGGUUGCCCUUGUCACCGUUCUGGGCCAUCAUCUUCUUCCUCAUGCUGCUUACACUUGGUCUGGAUACCAUGUUUGCCACCAUAGAAACUAUAGUGACGUCUGUUUCUGAUGAGUUCCCCAAGUACCUGCGCAAACACAAGCCUCAGUUCACUUUGGUUUGCUGUCUGUCCUUUUUUGUGCUGGGUUUCCCCAUGAUCAAUGAGAGUGGAAUGUACAUGCUUCAGCUGGUGGACACAUUUGCAGCCUCUUACUCUCUGGUCAUCAUUGCCAUAUUCGAACUGAUUGGAAUCUCAUACAUUUAUGGUCUACAGCGGUUCUGUGAGGACAUUGAGAUGAUGAUUGGCUUUCAGCCAAACAAGUUUUGGAGAAUCUGCUGGGCCUUUGUCACACCAACCAUUCUCACAUUUAUUUUGGCACUCAGUCUGUACCAGUGGAAGGUGAUGACAUAUGAGGAUUACACUUAUCCGACCUGGUCUAUGGUUCUCGGCUGGCUUAUGGUCAUCUGUUCUGUCAUAUGGAUUCCCAUCAUGUUUGCUAUUAAGAUGCACCUUGCCCCUGGAUCGUUAACCGAGCGUUUGAAGUUGGUGUGCUCUCCUCAACCCGAUUGGGGUCCGUUCCUGAUGAAACACCGCGGGGAACGCUACAAGAACAUGACUGACCCUCUGGGCACCAACUCUCUUGGCCUCAAACUUCCCCCCAAAGAUUUCCAGCUAUCAACCCAAUAUCAAUAAUUGAAUUCCCUGUGAGUGUGAACCUCCCUGAGGCCUCUGAGGGUGAGACCAGCACUCACGUCAAACUCUUUCACCAUUCAACCUCCCCUUUUUACCACAGUGUUCUCUUUCAGCCAUAUCCCCCCUCUUCUGGCACUGUUAGAGAGGGGUCUUUCAGGUGGAAAGCACAGACAACUCCCUAUGAUUUUGUUGUUUUCUAAAUAAUUAUUCAUAGUCAGUCUGAGAGUGGAGGUCUUUCACACACAUUCUGAAACACCGAUCCCUGAACUUUUUUCUCAGAGGCAAUAUAGUGAUGCAGUUUGCAACUGUUGAGGCAAUAUUUGAAUGAUUGUUCAUCAUGCAGCGGUUCUUUUUAAUUAUGUUUUCAUUCUGGAGUGACUGCUGAUGUUAAAAAGAAAAGAAAUUAGGAGAAUAGCAUUUAUAUUUCUUGUCUAUUUGCUUGUCAUCUCUUAAAUGUAGCAGACAUAAUGAGAAAAACUGCUGAGUAGUGCACAGUGAACUAAAACUAUCGCUCUCCACUUGUGUCCACUCCUAGCUAUACCUUGUGCCUCAGACUUCCUCUAUUUAUGAAAUACUGCUUAGUAUAGUGUUAAUUAAACCAAUCGUACUACAUUAUGGAGGGAAGUGAGCACAUUUCAGUCUCUGUGAAGUAUAAGCUCUCCUACUCUUUUACUAACCUGUCGAAAUAUCUACAGUGUUAUAGAAUCAAAACUCAAGGUGUAAGCUCCAGUAGUAUAGAUCCAUCCCUAUCUUCAAAGAAAACAUAGCCAUGCAAAACUGUAAUAUUACCUUUCAGUGUUGUUUAGAGUAGUACUCAACGGCCAGCUAGCAGUUAUAUAUGUAUGCUAAUAUUUAGAGUAUGCUUUCGAGUUUGUGUCGUGAUCUGUUUAUAGACUUUGUGAAUCCUAUUCUUAUGCAGUACACAGUUAUAGUGGAGUACACAAAAGAAAAGUAGAGAAAAAAACAAGGAGUGUGGU